Nymphalis io (European peacock) is the source of this 1749-nucleotide messenger RNA. RefSeq names its product TBC1 domain family member 19. The record is from RefSeq and is a predicted model, not a curated record. The transcript is spliced from 11 exons. NCBI's taxonomy places the organism in Eukaryota, Metazoa, Arthropoda, Insecta, Lepidoptera, Nymphalidae. The coding region runs from base 31 to 1572 and encodes 513 amino acids.
AUUUUACAAAAUUAAAAUAUUUUCGUAACAAUGGAAAACAUAAAAGAAGAAACAAUACACCAUACAGCUAUGAAACUAGCGGAAGAAAUCAAAAACCUUUCAAUAUACAAAUCAUUCUACAGUGAUGUACAAAAACUGGUGUCUUCACCAAAUGUGAAAAAAGAUGAUUUUAAGCAAACUUUACAACAAGCAAUGAAAGAAAAAGGCUUAGAUACAAAACUAAGAAAUACAGUUUUUCAUUGGGUUCGAACACAGAGCAAACAAAAUAAAUUAGAUCCGUUAACAUCGUUAUCGAAAGCGAGUGCUCAAUGGGAGAAAAGAAUUCACAAAUCACUAAACUCGAUGUGCUCAGACUUAGAGACAUCUCUGGCUAAAAUAAGACCGCAAAGUGAACAAGAAGAACUUGCAGAUAAAUGGAAUGAGCUCAGCACAUAUAGCCUAGAUUUAUCGAAAUAUAGACCAGUUUACGCACCAAAAGAUUUUUUAGAUGUUUUACUGACUUUAUCUGGAUAUGUGCCAUUUACAAGAGAAGAUGAACCAAAAUGGGAAUUUGCACAUCUACCUCUACAAGUCAAAACCUUGGAUCAAUUGCGUAAGAUAUACCAAGAAUGGGCCAAUGGAGAACCAUUACUCGGAGUAAAUCCAAAUAUGCCAAGUACGGUUCCAGGUUUCGCGACUCUAGAAGCAGAGCGAAUAGGGCUAGGUGAGAGGGUUGCAGUGUUGGGAUACGCUCCUGUUAUACAAGAGUACCUGAAAAAGGGCAGUCCUCAAUGCUUGCGGGCUAGAUUGUGGUCACAAGUGUUGGGCGCUGAUGUCAAACAACAGCAAAUUAUUUACUUUAAUCAACUUAAGAAAAACGUACUAGAAGUGGACUUGAUGAUAGACAAGCUCAUUUUUAAAGACGUACAGCUGACAGCUUCCAAUGACGAUCAGUACUUCGUGUUUGAAGAUUUGCUAUAUCAGGUGAUGCUGUGCUUCUCCCGCGACGGCGAAGCGGCGCGCGCGGCGGGCGCGAGCGCACUGCGGGUGGCCGUGAAGGGCCGCCACGCCCCCGACUGCCUCAUCGCUUUCCCGCCCAGCGGCGUCAUACCCUUCCACGGGUUCACCAUGUACGCUACUCCAUUUUGUUAUUUAUAUGACGAUCCCGUACAACUGUAUUUUAUGUUUCGCGCCUUUUAUAUGCGCUACUGGCAUCGGUUGCAUUAUAUAUCAACACAUCCUCAGGGAAUCGUUUCUCUGUGUCUUCUGUAUGAGAGGCUGCUUGAAGCAAACGAACCUCUCCUAUGGAUUCACUUCAGAAAUAUUAAUAUAAAUCCUAUUCGAGUGGUAUUUAAAUGGUUAAUGCGAGCGUUCAGUGGACAUCUCCCACCCGAUCAACUUUUGCUUUUAUGGGAUGCGAUCCUCGGUUACGACUGCUUAGAAAUUCUUCCAUUAUUAGCUUUAGCUAUACUGAGUUUUAGAAAAGAAAACAUUUUUCAAGUUAACACACUGCAAAAUGUUGACGCUGUUUUAGCAGAUUUAUCGACCAUAUCCGUUAUACCAUUAUUACAAUUGGCUUUAAUGAAGUCCUAGAUGUGGAAUAAAUUAUACGUUUAAAGUCCACAAAUUUUAAUUACUUUUAUGUUUUAGCUCAUUUACGUAAAUAAGGAGAUUUUCAGAUGUGGAAACUAAAAUGAGAAUGAAAACGUUUAUUGGAACUAUUCGAAUGUUUGUCCGUUAGAAUUAGAAUGGAUUAGAAAUUAUAAAUUA